UUCUAUAUGUACAUCGAGGCUGACGGACAGGCAGAUGGUAAGAAAGCAAUCCUCAGAUCCCACCUCCAGCGACCGACCACCGAUGACGGGGUUUGCCUGACAUGGUACCACCACAUGUAUGGGCCAGAUGUUGAUAAGUUUAAUGUUUAUGUUCAGUACGGCGAGGAGCUGGUGCCCAUCUUCAAACGACAAGGCACGCAAGGCAACCAAUGGAUGUAUGAACAGUGGACGGUGACCUCAACUGACCCCUGGGCGGUUAUCUUUGAAGGAUUCAAAGGACGACAGAAUGCAGGUGAUAUUGCUAUUGAUGACAUAGUUGUUACGGAUGGAGCCUGUUCUGCUCAGCGAAAAUGCGACUUUGAGGUUGGUUUUUGUUCGUGGAGUCAGGACUGGAAUGAUGAUUUUGAUUGGUCGAUUGGUAACAAUGGGUCUCUCUCAGAAGGGACUGGACCUCCGGUAGACCAUACAAUGGGUACAGAUCUUGGCAUGUUUGCCUUUGUGAGCACAGCCAAACCACCAAGAUCUAGCGGAGAAGUAGCCCAGCUCUUUAGUCCCAUAUACCCAGCAACCCUCAGCGAAUGCCUGACGUUCUGGUUCCACAUCUAUGGAAGCGCCAUUGGAAAACUAGAGGUCUUGGUCUAUGACACAGUCUCACUACAGUCUGCAGUAGUUUGGAUGGAGAAUGGACACGAUGAAAUGGAGUGGCAUUAUGGCCGUGCUUCUCUUUCUGCUAACCAUCCAUAUCAAAUUGCUAUCAAGGCUACAUUAUACGAUGGUGUCACUGGUGACAUUGCCAUAGAUGAUCUUACCAUUCUUGAUGAAUCCUGUUCCAGACCAGGUUUCUGUGAUUUUGAGAAAGGAAGAUGUGGAUGGAGCGAUGAGAAAGAGUUGGACUCUAGAGAUUGGUUACGCAACAAUGGCGCAACUCCAUCUCCUUACACUGGCCCAUCAUUUGACCAUACAACAGGAACUGAUAAAGGCAUGUACAUGUAUUUUGAAGCAGACAAUGAUCUUGAUAGCAGCUAUGCUGACCUAGUAAGUGAAUACUUGCCACGGACCCAGGGAUCAUGUAUGACUUUUUGGUAUCAUAUGUUUGGCAAUGAGAUUGGAAGUCUGGAGGUAUUUGUCAUGGGUUCAGAUGGAAAGCGUAACAAUCCUGUUUGGAGUCAGACUGGAGCUCAGGGUGACAUCUGGAUACAGGGUAGUGCCGACAUUGUCUACAUUGGGGAAUUUAAGAUUGUGUUUAGAGCUUCAGGGAGCAAGAGUGCAAAGGGAGACAUUGCUAUAGAUGAUAUUGAUGUCCAUACCAGAUCCUGUGAUGAUGGUGGAGGACCGACAACUUUGCCUGUGAUUUCCAUGUCUUGUACAUUCGAAUCAAACCUGUGUUCAUACACCCAACUGAGGAGCGACCAGUUUGACUGGACAAGAACCUUCUGGUCGAGUGGCAUGGACAGCACUGGCCCCAGGUUCGACCACACACGGGGCGACGCCAGCGGAAGGUACGUCUACACGGAUGCAACAGGCCGUAUCCGUGGGGACAAGGCUCAGCUUGCCAGCCCUGCCCAGAACCCGACCGGUCCCGGAUCCUCCAAGUGUCUUGUGUUUUGGUAUCAUAUGUAUGGUGUGCAUGUUGACAGAUUCAACGUCUAUCUUAGAAUUUCAGGACCCCAGAUAACGGUAGAUGACCUCAUUUUCACAAAGUACGGCACCCAGGGAAACCAAUGGAAAAAAGCGGAGAAAGAAAUCACGUCGGAUGAUACCUGGAUGAUUAUUUAUGAGGGUAUCAUCGGGGAGAGUGAAUACGGUGAUAUUGCAGUGGAUGACAUAGCUCUCUAUGAUGGUGCCUGUCCAACACAAGUUGAAUGUGACUUUGAGAUGGACUUCUGUUCCUGGACCCAGGAUCAGACCAACCCUUGGCAAUGGCAGAGGAACGCUGGACCAACUCCUACCCCUAGCACAGGACCAUCUUAUGAUCACUCCACCGGUAGCGCCCUUGGUUAUUAUGCUUUUGUCAAAGCAUCUGAUGCAUCAUCUGAUUCCAAGGCACGACUCUUUAGUCCCAUCUAUUUAGAUACCGAUAUGGAAUGCCUGAGGUUUUGGUACCAUAUGUUUGGUGAUAACCUCGGCCAGUUGAACAUUUACAUAGAGGACCAAGUAACACAAGAAGUUGGUAAUCCCUUGUUCACCAGGAGUGGUCCUUCUGAUGAUUCAUGGAGGUUUGGUCAAGUUAGUAUCUCAUCUUCCCAUCGCUAUAAGGCUGUCAUUGAAGCUUCAAGAUCAGAAGGAGAUAACAUCCAGGGAGACAUUGCUGUUGAUGACUUGGAGAUCUUCAGAGGGGCCUGUCUACGUAAAGGAUUCUGUGACUUCCAAAAUGAUCUAUGUGGCUGGUCCCAAGAGGUAGUCCAGGACCAGUGGGAUUGGCUGAGGUCAUCUGGGCCUACUGAUAGUCCUAAUACUGGACCACAAGUGGACCACACCUUUGGAACUCGGGAUGGUUACUAUAUUUUCUUUGAGAAUUCCUUUCCAACGCUGAAGAUUGGUGAAACAGCAGUUCUUAACAGUGAAUACUUCAGCCCGACCCAGUCUGCCUGUCUCAGUUUCUGGUAUUACAUGUAUGGAAAUCAUAUUGGGGAUCUUAAUGUUUGGAUGGCGUAUCUUUCUGGACAAUCCAGGCAGUCUCGUUGGACAGUUAGCGGAAACCAAGGCUUUGCUUGGUACAAUGCUAAAAUUGAUCUUUCGAGUGAUGUGGAAUUUAGGGCCACCAUGGCAACUGACAUCAUCGCUUUGGUACUCUAUAUGUGA
This is a messenger RNA of Lytechinus pictus (painted urchin), 2802 nucleotides long. Its product is annotated as MAM and LDL-receptor class A domain-containing protein 1-like. The record is from RefSeq and is a predicted model, not a curated record. NCBI's taxonomy places the organism in Eukaryota, Metazoa, Echinodermata, Echinoidea, Temnopleuroida, Toxopneustidae. The transcript has 18 exons. Bases 7 to 2802 code for a protein of 931 amino acids. Gene Ontology annotation, cellular component: membrane.